AUGUCAAGCGCUGCCGGACCUAGCACACAGCCGCGACCUCCACGGUCAAUCAGUGCGUGGGGACCUCCACCUGCGAGUACUACUAGGAAUGCUGGGAACACGGCAACAAAAACUUACAAGCGUUCUCGUUCCGGUUGCUAUACCUGUCGUUUGCGAAGGAAAAAAUGCGACGAAAGUCAUCCAACCUGCGGAGCUUGUACCAGUCUGGGGGUCAGUUGCGAGUAUCGAAAGCCAAGCUGGUGGAUCAGUACUCAGGCACGACUUUUGCAAAAGGAACAAAUCAAAAAUAAGAUUAGGGAAACCAAGGUUAUGGAAAAGGAGGCCGCCCUAAAGAGUAGGUAUCACCAUGCCAAUACGUCCGUCGGUCUAACGAAUCCCACCCACCCAGAAUACAUGAGACACGCGCUCCCAUCGCCACCAAAUGGUGCCAACAAAUCCCAAAUGGAGACUAGUACACUCGAACCCUCCACAUCCUACCUUGCAACCCCAACCAGCGCUCCACCCAUUACCACUCCGUAUGGGCUUAACACUGGAGCCGGGAAUUCAACAUUCAUCCCGGCUACAUCGUCUGUGCAAGAUCCUACUACCUCUGCACUCACCUCUACCGUCAAUUCUACCGUGCCCCCGCCGGUCCCCACCUCCUCCACAACGACAGCACCAGCUGGGCAGAGUGAAGAGUGGUAUCAAGGAUUCACAGAUCCCCCACUUCACGCACCAAAUAAUGCGGCUCUAGGCUCUUCCUCAGGGUCUACCUCCCGCCCACUCUCCUUUUACUUGGAAGCUAAGAUGACCAAGACCGACAGAGAGCGGUCACUGCUAUAUCACUUUGCCGACAACGUCUUGCGGUUGGUGUUUCCAGUUCUCGAUAUCCAUAAGGAUGGACAGUCACGCGCUCGUGAAAUUCUGAAUUCUCUUGACUCCAACAAAUCUUACUUUCACUGCUGUCUGAGCGUAUCUGCCAUCCAUCUCAAGACUAUCAGGAAGAACCGUGGGAAGAGAGUUGACAAUGAUAUCAUGCGACAUCGAUAUGCAGCUGUUUCGGAACUUUGCAAGGCCUUAAAUGCUGACAAUGGCCAUGAUACAAUUCUCGAUGCGACACUAGCGAUGAUUUUCUUCCAUUGUUCCGUGGGUUCACCGGACGACUCCAUGCCAGAUAUUCCAUGGAAUGAGCACUUUACGGCGGUUACGAAUCUGGUCGAAAAGCUUGGUUUUGUCGAACCGAAUCCAUACAUGAUUCUUCCGUUCAGCAUGUCCCUAAGCACCUGGAUCGAUAUUUUGGGGGCUACGAUGUUAGGGAAAUCACCUCAGUUCGCACACAACUAUCGAAUCAAACAUCUAAGCGGGGUUUCAUCUGGGUUGCGAGAACUGAUGGGCUGCGACGAUCGAAUAAUGUAUCUGAUUUCGGAAAUUGCGUGUCUCGAAUGUUUGAAAGGAGAAGGUCUUAUUGAUGACUAUACAGUCUGCAACCAUGUGGCUGCAAUGACUGCUCAACUGGACCACGCCGAAAAAUCGGUGGAUCCUACUCUAGAAAACCCGCUGGCUUCAGGCACCGUCGAUGUCGGAAAACUAACCAAGAAUAUGACGGCUAUCUUUCGCGUCGCAGCCAGGAUCCACCUUUAUAGUCUCCUACCUACAUUUGCGCGCGAACAGCAAACUACCGUUGACUUGGUUCAAAACGUUGCAGAUCUCCUGCAGUAUAUCCCCUCCGGCCCUUCCGGAUUCGACCGCUCUCUCAUUUGGCCGAUGUUGAUCACAGGAGCAUUCUCGACCCCCACCAGUUCCUUCCGUGCCCUUCUUACAGAGAGAUCGGGCGCUCUGGGCGAAAGUAGCGACUUUGGUAGUUUCGGGCGCAUGUACUGUGUUCUCCAAGAAGUCUGGAGAUUAUCCGACGACCCAAGCCCUUCUAACUACGCCGAGUCCGGUUUGCUUGCCUCUUCCUCGCGUCCCAGCUUUGACCAGACGGCAUUACCUUCCCCCGGUAUCGACACUAUCGGACAAAGAAAUAAAAGGCCGACCGUCCAUUGGAGAGAUGCUAUGCGGCGUCGGGGAUGGCAAUACCUACUGAUUUAG
Messenger RNA from Aspergillus ochraceoroseus IBT 24754, 2070 nucleotides. RefSeq lists its product as uncharacterized. Gene Ontology annotation, molecular function: zinc ion binding; transcription cis-regulatory region binding; DNA-binding transcription factor activity, RNA polymerase II-specific. Bases 1 to 2070 code for a protein of 689 amino acids. Gene Ontology annotation, cellular component: nucleus. Gene Ontology annotation, biological process: positive regulation of transcription by RNA polymerase II. The record is from RefSeq and is a predicted model, not a curated record. Lineage: Eukaryota; Fungi; Ascomycota; Eurotiomycetes; Eurotiales; Aspergillaceae. The transcript is spliced from 2 exons.